GUAAUACUGCGCUUGAGGGAAAUGAAGAAGUUAGAAGUUCGGUACAACGGCAACUGGGGAAGCAUAUGCUUAAAUGUACCUGGAUUCGAUGACAAAGCAGCAAAAGUUGCAUGUCGACAAAUGGGAUUUGGGAAUGGAAAACGCAGUAAUAGUGGGACGUUAGUGUCAAGUGACAAGCUAAUAAUAGUCCUCGAUGACGUCACCUGCAUCGGUGAAGAAGACGACUUCAGUAAAUGCACACUUCAAGUCCCGACCGGUAAUUGUAUGUUAGCUGUGGAGGUGGGUUGCGAAAGUGACCCAGCACUGAAUGGUUUGUUCGAUGUAAGCUUGUCAGGGAGCCCUAGCCACGUCCAGAAGGGAAUAUUGGAAGCCACGAAAGCUGGAGCGACUGGAGCAGUGUAUUACGACAGCGGAUCAGCUGCCACCACAGUUGCCGGGAUCGUCUGCAAACAAAUGGGAUACAGCGGUGUUGAGAAGCAGACUGCAGCCAACGCCUCAUCUUACAAUGUUUCCUUUACUGCAACAUGUAAGGGAACUGAACUAACUCUUGCUGACUGUACCUUGACGCAAUGGACUUCCUGCUCCCCAAACAACGUUAUUGAUGUUGAUUGUAAACUGGACAACGCAUCACAGACACCAUUCGCCGUCCGGCUCUCCCAAUCUUCGAAAGCAGUGGUCGGGGCAAGCAGUGGGACAGUUGAGGUGAAAAAGUAUGGUAAAUGGGGCGUGAUCUGUGACACUGGCUGGGGUAUCGGUGAUGCAAACGUCGCCUGUAGACAACUUGGAUUCAAAGGAGCUGUGCCGACCACUGGUUUCCCAACGAAAGCCAAAUUCGGUCAAGGAACUGGUACAGUUUUCUGGAACAACGUGCAGUGCAAUGGCGACGAACAAAGUCUAGAAGAAUGCAAACAUGACGAGGUCCUUGGGACCAGUGCGUGCAACUCGGUGGAUGCUUCGGGUGUGAUCUGUUCCAGCGAUAAAUUGCCAUCAUUUUAUGAAAUCUGCUCAGAUACGACGUUCACGAUCCCUGCGAAUUUUUCUUUCCUCCAAUCUCCGGGGUACCCAAGUCAGUUCAAUUACGAGAGUGGCACAAUUUGUUCCUGCACGUCUACAAACCUCACUGCAGCCACAGUGCUAUCCUUGUACAUUUAUCAGAAAAUGUUCACGCAGAACCAAUCCUUGACAUUUUAUGACGACGGCUCUCAGAUUCAGUUGUAUGGCGAUAAUUCUUCAGCUGGCCCAUGGCCAUUUAACUUCACAAAUACGGAUAACUUCACGAUUCAAUUCCAAUCAAAUAAGAGCGAUGGUGAAGGGAAAUUUAACAUUCAGAUAAAAGCUACAACCGCAGUAGAGUUUACCUGCACGAAGACAGUCGGAGUUACCACAACGACAGCGACAACCACGACAGCAACAACAACAACAACAACCACAAGCUUUACUGUUACGCCUAUGUCGGCCCCAAAAAUUGAAGAUGAACCGCCUGAUAACGCUGGUCUAAUUGGUGCCGUGACCGCUCUUGUUGUUUUGGUUGUAUUGGCUAUCAUUCUUGGGAUCAUUUUGUGGAAACGUGGUUUCGUCUGUUUUUGCCGGAAAGCUAGGAAUCCUGAUGGGAAUGGGCACUACGAUGAGACUCACGUACCGACCAUGGGAGGAGGUAACGGGAACGGGGGUCCAGAGAACUACGUAAAUGUUGGAGGGGCGUACGGAAACGUGGGUGAGCCAGUUUAUGUGAACAGCGCCUUCGUGGCUGACAUGCCGACAAACACCGGUCAAGAUCCAUCCAGUUGUCCUUCCGAAUAUGAAAAUAUGGGAGAAAUUGCCGUCAAUCAAGAGCGUUAUUCGGGCCAUGCCACGCCACUUGCGGAACCAGUGCAAGGUGGUAGAGAUGUUCGAAACCAUGGAAACGGUGCCAACGACUCGACAGGUGUAGAUGAAGCAGAACCCCAGUAUGCUAAGCUUGAACCGGUGAAUCGAUCAGAAUAUGCCGACUUUCGGGGGCUUACUGCUGAACAGUUGAAGCCAAUUUGAUUUUUUAUCGGCUGAGUUGGGUUAAGAAACUGCCCGGAUGUGAUAUUUUGUACAGUGUGUUUCACCUUAGGGUGACGUGAUUGGCUCAGUAGUAUUUUGCAUAUGCAAACUGACUAAUAAUCUGCUGUCUUCUAAGUAAGCAUUUUGCCUAAACGUCCUUAGGGUAACUAAGUAUCGAAAAUUUAAAACUCUGCGAGAGGUGAAAAUCUGAUUAACUAUUCAAGAACUGUGGGACUUAUCUUGACAUCAUUUGCAGAACCUACGGGUUGCAAAGUGGAUGAAUCCACCACGGAAACUCUUCAUGUCUUGAUUAAUUUUGUUCUACAGCAUUAUUACAAAUAGGACUGGUUCCACGAAAACGGGAAACCGCCACUGACUUACUAAUCCGGGAGGCACGAUUUUUAAAUUUCAACGAAUCGGCUCUCGUGGAAUCAUUCGCUUUUCUUUAGAUUUACUUUUGCUGUCUAGAAACAAAACAAAAAGGGACUUCAGCGCCCGAUCGCGUUACUGACGGCGCGCGUAUGGCCGGAGGUAACGGAGGGGGGAGGCGUUCAGGAUGUCAGUGCCCCUUUUGCAGAUCUAGAGUUAAUGAUAGUAUGACUGUUAUGAUCAGACAUCAAUUAUGUUUAGUUGCCUCUGUCGUUUUCGAUCUAUCGAUCCCCCAAAAGCUGUUUCGAGGGGGUCGAGGUUGUCACGAUUUGCACUGAUAACCUUGUGAUAGAGAGUCGAACAAGAGAAAUUUAGGUGCGAGUGGGCUUUGUUUUAAGGCAAUAGACCGUGUAUUGGGCUAGGCCUAAAUUCGUUCAAUGCGAAGUCAGGGGCCAAAUAACGUGAUACAGUUUUUUGUCAUUCCAGUCGCACCAAUAUUUUACAAAAUGUAAAUAUUUAUUUGUAAUUGACAAGAUAUAAUAAAAUCCCA
This is a messenger RNA of Lineus longissimus, 2947 nucleotides long. Its product is annotated as deleted in malignant brain tumors 1 protein-like. The transcript has 10 exons. The record is from RefSeq and is a predicted model, not a curated record. NCBI's taxonomy places the organism in Eukaryota, Metazoa, Nemertea, Pilidiophora, Heteronemertea, Lineidae. Gene Ontology annotation, cellular component: membrane. The coding region runs from base 22 to 2028 and encodes 668 amino acids.